CUAUCACACUCGCCUCCGUUCGCAUUAUCGAACCAUCCAGGAAACACGAAAUGCCUACCCUUACCGCGCAGUUAGCCGGUCCACAUUGGGAACCAACAACGCCUACACAAAGGUUCUUCAAGGCUUACGUCCACGCCGUCGACAAUAAAGGAUACAAUGUUGGCUCCGGCCUCAAGUUCUAUUCCAAAGAUGUUACAUUUCACAACCAGAACAACGCCGUUUAUCAUGGCGGGGAAGAGAUGUGGGCGUGGAUGAAGAAAUUGUUUGGCGUCUUCGACCGCAUCAGCCAUGACUGGAUCCAGUUCACGGAGAUUCAGCGUGAUGACGGUACUACUCAAUUCAUCACUCAGAAUAUCCGCAACCUGUGGGUCAAGGGCAACGAUGCGGAGAAACCGACUGUUAGCAUCCCAGUUGUCAUGAUUGCUAUCGUUGGUCCAAGUGGUGAUGAAACCACGCCUGAAGGUCUGCAUUUCAAGGAAGUCUGGUUGUACUGGGAUACUGCUUUACUUCUCCCACACCUGCCGGGGGAAGCUGUUGUUUUCAAGACCAAGAAUGUCUUAGCCUCUGAAUAGAGGAAUAGCCACAAGUUUAUGCCUCCAGCCUACGGGAAGGCAUGAUGAGCCAGCGGAAAGGUGCUGUACGUAAUGCUUGGUCAUAGAACUGCCAUUUCUCCCGCCUUACUCAUAUACUCUCGUCACGUACCUCUCCCGUUCUGUAUAUCGUUGGGCCUCUGGCGACCUUACAGUCGUAUUCAGAAUGGCGGAAAUCUCGAAAUGGAAUGGGAUGCCAAACCCCAGCUCCAACCCGCUGGACUAAGUACUCAUCCCCAAAGAUCCCACAACUGACCCUAAUAGCGAGAUAGCGGCCAAUUAUGCAUAGCUGUGAGUACGAUGUUCUUCUGCGUCGUGGUUCAGUUCCAUGAUCUUGAAAACCGACUCUGAAUGCGGGGAAGAAGGACGUGUGAAUAGCGGGGUCGCUU
This is a messenger RNA of Alternaria alternata, 979 nucleotides long. RefSeq lists its product as hypothetical. The record is from RefSeq and is a predicted model, not a curated record. The transcript has a single exon. The coding region runs from base 51 to 572 and encodes 173 amino acids. NCBI's taxonomy places the organism in Eukaryota, Fungi, Ascomycota, Dothideomycetes, Pleosporales, Pleosporaceae.